This is a messenger RNA of Linum trigynum, 2791 nucleotides long. The record is from the annotation of a GenBank genome assembly. NCBI's taxonomy places the organism in Eukaryota, Viridiplantae, Streptophyta, Magnoliopsida, Malpighiales, Linaceae.
UCUCCUCGAUAUAGUGAAACUGGCUCUCUCUCGCCCGUGGACGUAGCUAACACACAUCGUGUUAGUGAACCACGUAAAUCGUGUGUCUGUGUUUUUCGAUUCUCGCUUUCGUAUUCUUGCUUUAUCGAUUCCGACGAUUUCUCGAUCCGUAGCAGCGCGUUUAUAACAAGUGGUAUCAGAGCUGCGACUGGAAAUCAGGCUAGGGUUUUCGAUUCAGAAGAAUGACGUCGGUGAACAUGAAGAUCGAAAAGUUCACGGGGAAGAACAACUUCGCUAUAUGGCAGAUCAAGAUGUAGGCUUUAUUAAAACAGCAAGGGUUGUGGGGGCCACUGUCUGCGAAACAGAAGAAGGCAGCGGUCGAUGACGAUGAGUGGAAUACCCUGGAGGAGAAGGCCCACUCGACCAUCAUGCUAUCGUUGUCUGAUGACGUCAUCAUUGAAGUCGCUACUGAGAAGACUGUCGCGGGCUUGUGGCUAAAGUUGGAGAGUCUGUAUAUGACAAAGUCCUUAACCAACAAGCUGCAUCUCAAGCAACGGUUAUUCAGCUUGAGGAUGCAAGAAGGUACGCCUUUGAGGGAACAUCUCGAACAGGUUGACUCUAUUUUGCUGGAUCUGCGUAAUAUAGAUGUUCAAGUUGAUGACGAGGAUGCUGCCCUAAUCCUGCUGGUUUCUUUGCCGAGUUCAUAUGAGAAUUUCGUUGAUUCUUUUAUAGCUGGUAAAGAAAGCGUGUCGUUGGAAGAUGUCAGGUCUGCUCUUCAUACGAGAGAGAUCAGGCAUAAGGCGUCCGGAUCUGGUACAGGUGGUGAGGCAUCGGGUUUGGCUGUUACAGGUGGAAAGGGAAAGAAGAAAUCUGGUAAAGGGAAUUCGAACAAGAAUUCCAAGGGUCCCGGUCCAUCCUUUGACCCAAUUUUGCGCAUUUUCCUUGUUAGAGUUUGAGCUAGUUUUGAUUCCUUAAUAGAAUAGAGUUCAAUUAUAGUUGUUGUUUGCUAUUUAAAGGCUAGGAAGCCUCGUUGUAAACAUAGUUUUUAGUUGAAUGAGAAAAGUGACAUUGUCACCAAACACUUCGUCUGUUGGUCGUGUUCCGGCAUCGAUUUGUGCUUUGUAUCAAUUGAAAACCACCUCAAUCGUGGUCGAGUUUCAAUCUUAAAUCAUUCGAGCAUCUUUCCAUUGUGUGAGGUUGCACCUUUGGUCCGUUUUCUUUUUCAAUUUUCAAUUUUCACUCCAGUUCUUCUCGAUUGAAUUGGUAGACGCACGAUUCUAAAUAAAAAGACCCUUCUUAAGGCUCAUCAAUACUCGAGCUAAUACGAUCUAUCCAAAAUAUCUUUUCAUCCACUUACUCGACCGGGCGAAUCAGAUAAACCAGGUUGAUAACCUUUUUUUUCUGAGUGAUAUCAAUGGAAAAUAAUAGUUAAGCUUACAAUUCUACCCAGGACCCCUAAAAGACUCUAAAGAAGCCACCCCAAAAAAUCAAAAGAUUCUAGCUCUACACGAGACAAAAGCAGUGCUUUACGCGCCACUCUAUGGGCAGCACUGAUGGCGGAUGAUAGACCGUUAGUUACACAUGCUUUUACCCCUGCUCUUACUCUGUUUGAGGUAUUGAUUCUCGUGUUUUAGGCCGAUUUCACGCUAGGUGGUGCUUGUUUAUGAUAUUUCAGGUCCUAGUACGUGAAUGGAGGCUUGGGAGCGAGUUUGAUGUCGAUUGGACGCGGAUCGGACGCAUGGCGAGAUUCCAAGGAGGCUGCACGGCCAGACCAGGGAGUCGCACGGCCGUGCAGCAUACAAUUAUGGCCGUGCGACAUUAUGCGAGAAGACGCACGGGCAGAGCAGAAAACCCGCACGGCCGUGCAUGUAACCAGUCUGGCCGUGCGGGAUUGUGCGAGAGCUUGCACGGGCACAAGUGAAAUCCGCACGGCCGUGCGAAGUGCAAUCCUGGCCGUGCGAGAAGCCCGAGGUUCAACUUAUUGAUACGCCGCGUUUUGAGGUGCACGGCCAGAAUGGUGAUGUGCACGGCCGUGCACCCUGGCCGUGCGAGUCGGGAUUUUCUCCUUUUAAGCAGAAUUUCAGCCACAAUUCGGGGGGAUUCGAGUUUUUGAGAGAGAGAUCAGUUCCUAGAGAGAGAAAGUGACGAGCAAGAGUUCCCAAGUGCCCUAGAUUGAUCUUCAACACCAUUGGAGGCCAGCUUGAGCUUGGAGAAGUGCCAAUCAACGUCCAGAAGCAGGAAUCCAUCCUUCGCAGUAUGAAUUCCGUGUCUGAUUCUGCUUUUGCUUUCUUCUCUAUGGAGUAGUUCUCCCAUUCAUCUGGGUAUGGAGAACCCUAGAUUUGUAUGUUAGGCUUUGAUUGUAUGAACCCAAGUACUGAUUCUGUGAUUGAUUAUAUUCGAUUGAGGUUUGAUGAUUGAAUGACUUGAAUCCUGAUCAAAUUCCUGUUGUUUCUGCUUUAACCUAGAAUGAGAAUAUCUGCCUAGGUUAAUAGAGUAUCCUUGAUUGAAGGUAGGGAGUUGGUGACUUUAGUCGAGGAGCCAACUCACUAUUCUGUACCGGAUUUACUCCGGUAGUGGAGGUUUUGUUCUUAGGGCCUCAAUCUGUCGACUCCGGUGGAGGUUAGUCGCCCGCUAGAGAGUCAGAUUGAGAGGGUCUGAAGACCUUUAGUCGAGACUUCAGGCUGUUUAAGAACCUUCCGCAGUAUAACUGUCAUAGAAACUGAACUUGGUAAUUACAAUCCGGCUUAACUGCAGUCUAGGGGGAACCAUAUCCGGGUGACCUCUUUAACCUGAAUACAACCAGUUUACUUGC